Messenger RNA from Phaedon cochleariae (mustard beetle), 480 nucleotides. The record is from the annotation of a GenBank genome assembly. Lineage: Eukaryota; Metazoa; Arthropoda; Insecta; Coleoptera; Chrysomelidae.
AUGAAUGCGCUGGACAACUACACUUUCCUGCCAUUUAGUGUGUUCCUGGCAAUUUUCUGGAUUUUCACGUACAAGAAAGUUCCGGAAACUAAAAACAAAACCUUCGAAGAGAUCGCUGCUUUGUUCAGGCACGGAAAUGGAAGGAGUAUGUUGAACUGUGUGAAUGCCCUUGAACAGCAUCUGCCAGUCGAACAGGCUGGUUUGGUGAUAGCAGAAGAAAAAUCUCAGCAACAGGAUUCAUCCGGCUCGGAACGCUCUUCUUCCCGCGCCGGCGACUCAGUCGUCUCGGCGCCUGACGUCGCGACGUCCCGCCAACAGGCGCCGCCUCCAUUGCCGCCUCCGCGCUUCCCCAACAGCGCCGUUUGACAAUGGGACGGCCUGGACCACGCAGCGCCGUUUCACCUGCCUUCGGCGCCGUUCAACCUGCCUAUGGCGCCGUUCAAUCUGCCUAUGGCGCCGUUCAAUCUACCGAUAGCGCCG